AUGACACGAGGAGCGAGAGAGACAACCCGAGAGCAUGCAGAAAUUAGUGAUGAGAGUAUUGCGACUACUGCUCCCCUGAUAUCAGUCAAGCAGGAAGACGGCCGACCAUCUCGGUUGUCCCCUACAGCUUCGUUUGCCGGUGCGGUGUUCAACCUCUCGACGAACAUCAUAGGAGCUGGGAUCAUGGCUCUGCCGGCCGCCAUGAGAGUCUUAGGGCUCGUCCCUGGAAUCAUCUUGAUCAUAUCUGUUGCCAUCCUCACCGAUGCUUCGAUUGAGAUGCUAAUCCGAUGUAGCCGUGCCGCAAAUAAGUCUACUUAUGGGGGAGUCAUGGGGGAUGCAUUCCGUAAGAUAGGGAGGAGAUUGCUCCAGACUACAGUGGUCCUCAACAAUGUAGGCAUCUUGACCGUAUACAUGAUCAUUAUUGGUGAUGUACUCUCUGGAACAUCUGCUGGUGGUGUCCAUCAUUUUGGCUUAUUGGAAGGAUGGUUUGGAGUACAUUGGUGGAAUUCCCGUGCUUUAGUUCUACUUCUCACUACAGUUGCUAUUUUUGCUCCGUUGACAUGUUUUAAAAGAAUAGAUUCAUUGCGAAUAACAUCUGCUGCAUCAGUUGCACUUGCUAUAUUUUUUGUUGUUGUUACUGCUGGGAUUGCCAUCUUUAAGUUAGCAGAUGGGACCAUACAGAUGCCAAAAUUGUUUCCACAUCUGACUGAUCUGCCAUCAAUCUUGAGACUUUUGACAGUGGCCCCUGUUAUUGCCACCUCAUAUAUCUGCCAUUACAAUGUUCACAGCAUUGACAAUGAACUUCAUCGCUCUACUCAAAUUCACCGAGUGGUUCGGAUAUCACUAGCCCUAUGCUCUGCUAUCUACAUUACUACAAGCUUCUUUGCCUUCCUUCUCUUUGGAGAAUCCACCCUUGAUGACGUGCUGGCAAAUUUUGAUUCUGAUAUUGGCAUUCCAUAUGGUUCUAUAGUCAAUGAUGCUGUCCGAGUGAGCUACUCUCUGCAUGUCAUGCUUGUAUUCCCUGUGAUUUUCUUUUCACUGCGGCUCAACUUGGAUGGCCUCCUCUUCCAUAAUGCUACUCCAUUAGCUUCAGAUAACCGAAGGUUUGCCUCCAUAACUAUCCUCCUCCUUGCAGUCAUAUACUUGGCUGCAAACUUUGUUCCUAGCAUAUGGGAUGCUUUUCAGAUCAUUGGUGCAACCGCUGUAGUGUGCAUUGGGUUCAUUUUUCCAGCCUCCAUUAUUCUCAAGGAUCCUCAUGGCGUAGCAACUAGGGGUGAUAAAGUUCUAGCUAUUUUCAUGAUUGUGGUUGCUUUGGUAUCAAGUUCAGUGGCUAUGUACAGUGAUAUAUUCUUGCAAAAUAGAAAGAAUCCAUAGUCUCAAUCUCUUGAUAUAAAGAUUGGUCUAAAAUUGUAUCUGUUUCCAUUAUUGUGCUUGCAUUGAUGUCAGGUUCAGCGGUGGCCAUACAAGAGCAAUGUAAUUUUGACAAACAUGGCUUCUGGAAAAUGGUGGUUGUAAACUGAUUGAUGUUGCAUUACAAGAUAUUCCUUGUAUGAGGAUGGAUUAUCCUUAUGCUUAAGUAUGGCAUAGAAAUUAUGUUGAUUUACUAAACUAGGUACUUUAUCCAUGUAAUUACCAAGCUCAAACUAAUGUAAUCCCAGUUGGAUUUUA
Messenger RNA from Zingiber officinale, 1668 nucleotides. RefSeq names its product amino acid transporter AVT6A-like. Bases 1 to 1374 code for a protein of 457 amino acids. Gene Ontology annotation, biological process: amino acid transmembrane transport. The transcript is spliced from 5 exons. Gene Ontology annotation, molecular function: amino acid transmembrane transporter activity. NCBI's taxonomy places the organism in Eukaryota, Viridiplantae, Streptophyta, Magnoliopsida, Zingiberales, Zingiberaceae. The record is from RefSeq and is a predicted model, not a curated record.